AUGUGGCCAACACCAAAAGCCGCCUUCCUCCUCCUCUCGGCGCACUCGCUGCUCGCCAGCGCAUCGCCUGUCGAUGUGGCGUCAGGGGAACUCACCAGGCGGGCCUGCCCGGCGGUCCACGUCUUCGGCGCGCGCGAGACGACAGUGUCGCCGGGCUACGGCACGUCGAGCGUCGUUGUCAACCUGGUCCUCAGCGCCUACCCCGGGUCGACCUCGGAGGCCAUCGUGUACCCGGCGUGCGGCGGGCAGUCGUCGUGCGGCGGCGUCAGCUACGGCAACUCGGCCGGCCAGGGCACGACGGCCGUCGCCAACGCAGUCAACGCUUUCCACACGCAGUGCCCCAGCACGCAGCUCGUGCUGGUCGGGUAUUCGCAGGGCGGGCAAAUCAUGGACAACGCGUACUGCGGCGGCCCCGACACCGGGUCCGGCAUCAGCAGCUCGACGGUGCCCAUCUCGGCCGGCGCGCUGGACAUGAUCAAGGCCGUCAUCCUCAUGGGCAACCCGCGCUACGUGGCCGGGCUGUCAUAUGACGUGGGCACAUGCGCCGCGCAGGGCUUCGCCCCCCGCCCCAGCGGCUACACAUGCCCGUCAGGCGGCGCCAAGAUCCAGAACUACUGCGACGCGGCCGACCCGUACUGCUGCACGGGCAGCGACCAGGCCACGCACCAGGGCUACGGCGCAAAGUACGGCCAGCAGGCACUGACCUUUAUCAAAGCCAAGCUGAGCUCGUCGCCCGGGGGGUCGCCUGCGACUUCUUCCUCUGCUACCGGCAGCACCCCUACCCCUGCGCCAGGCAACGGCGGGGCGUGCUCUGCGCUCUGGGGCCAGUGCGGCGGCUCUGGGUGGGCGGGCGCUACGUGCUGCUCGCAGGGCACGUGCAAGGCGUCCAACCAGUGGUAUUCGCAGUGCCUCAACUGA
Molecule: messenger RNA, 918 nt
Organism: Lasiosphaeria miniovina
Lineage: Eukaryota; Fungi; Ascomycota; Sordariomycetes; Sordariales; Lasiosphaeriaceae
Product: cutinase-domain-containing protein
Exons: 2
Coding region: 1-918 (305 amino acids)
Biological process (GO): carbohydrate metabolic process
Cellular component (GO): extracellular region
Molecular function (GO): hydrolase activity; cellulose binding
Source: RefSeq, a predicted model, not a curated record